Messenger RNA from Hypomesus transpacificus, 2576 nucleotides. It is a transcript of the gene hspa13, whose product is annotated as heat shock protein 70 family, member 13. Gene Ontology annotation, biological process: protein refolding; cellular response to unfolded protein; vesicle-mediated transport. Gene Ontology annotation, cellular component: cytoplasm; nucleus; plasma membrane. The coding region runs from base 156 to 1484 and encodes 442 amino acids. The record is from RefSeq and is a predicted model, not a curated record. The transcript is spliced from 5 exons. NCBI's taxonomy places the organism in Eukaryota, Metazoa, Chordata, Actinopteri, Osmeriformes, Osmeridae. Gene Ontology annotation, molecular function: ATP binding; misfolded protein binding; ATP-dependent protein folding chaperone.
UAAAACUGAAUGUAACGUUGACGUGUUGUUCGUGGUAAAUCAUCAAAACCGGUAAAACGCAGAUGCUGUAGCUUUCAAUAGUUAAGUAUUUAAGUCACCUCGGGUUUUGAUUGAGGAAAUAUCUGUUUUUUUCUCUUGGUAAUUAGUGUUUGGCAAUGGCAGGAGAAAUGUCAAUUUUCGGGGGCACUAUUUUGGCUCUGUUCCUUGCAGGCUAUCUGGGUCAACAGUACCUGCCUCCCCCGAAGCCCAGGGUGAUUGGUCUGGAUCUGGGGACUACCUUCUGUUCAGUGGGGGUCUUCCACCCAGGCACAGGGGAGGUGGAAGUAAUUGGAGAUGAAGAGGGAAGGAAUAGCAUACCCAGUGCUGUGUCCUUCACUACUACUGAGGUACUAGUGGGCCAUGAUGCCCAGGACCUGGCUGACAGUAAUCCUCAAAACACCAUCUAUGAUGCCAAAAGGUUCAUUGGGAAGCUGUUUGAACAGGAGCUCCUUGAGCAGGAAAGUGCUCGAUACCCGUUCAAGGUGAUAAACAACAAUGGUAGUGCUGAGUUUCUGGUCUCCACCAACCAAACCUUCACGGUGACCCCGGAGUUCAUUGGGUCUCGGCUCCUGCUGAAGAUGAAGAAGAUGGCAGAACGACAUCUGGGAGUGCCCAUUCAGAGGGCAGUCAUAUCUGUGCCAGCAGAGUUUGACGAAAGGCAAAGAAAUUACACUAUCCGGGCUGCUAAUCUAGCUGGGCUGGAGAUUCUCAGAGUUAUCAAUGAGCCUACGGCUGCAGCGAUGGCCUAUGGGCUGCACAAGGUGGACGUGUUCAACGUGCUGGUUGUUGACCUGGGAGGAGGCACUCUAGAUGUUUCUCUGCUCAACAAACAGGGGGGCAUGUUCCUCACUAGAGCCAUGGCAGGUAACAACAAGCUAGGAGGCCAGGACUUCAGCCAGAGGCUCCUCCAGUACACCAUGGAACAAGUCCACCAGCAGUAUGGCCUCCCCCCCACCCUCAAAGAGGACAUCCACCGCCUCCGACAGACUGUGGAAGCGGCCAAACUCAACCUCACCCUGCAGCCUAGUGUCCAGCUCCAGGUAGCCCUCCACCUGGAUGCCCCCGAGAGCCUGGAGGUUCCCCAAGGCUCUACUAAAGGACCAGUGCUUUUCCAAGCCGUCGUCACCCGCGAGCUGUUCGAGGAGCUCAAUGCCGAUCUCUUCCGGAAGAUUCUGGACCCUGUCGAGACAGUGCUGGCUGAGGGCCACCUUGGGAAGGAGGAGGUGGACGAGAUCGUCUUGGUCGGGGGUUCCACCAGGAUUCCACGGAUCAGGAGGCUGAUCAGUGAAUAUUUUGGGAAGGAGCCCAACACGUCUGUGGACCCAGACCUGGCUGUAGUGACUGGGGUGGCCAUCCAGGCAGGCAUCAUGGGGGGCUCCUGGCCCCUGCAAGUCAGCGCCAUAGAAAUACCCAACAGACACCUGCGCAAGACGAACUUCAACUGACAGCAUCGCUUGCUGCAGGGAAAGAUGGACUUAAAAUGAUGAUCUGCGCUUCAACUGACCAUGCUUCUCCAUACAACUAAUUGUUUGCCGAGUUAAAAUCUCCAGCUUUAUUGGGUACUGAAAUGUCAUGGACAAGCCCCUUUUGAAGCUUGGAUACUGGAGAACACCAUCUCAUGUUUUAUUGAUUGUUAUAGAAGAUUUCAAUCAUGUUAAAUUCAGGGAACAAUAUUUUUCAAAUGAGGCCAGCCAAUACACAUGCCAUUUUAUUACCAUUUUAUUUAUUUUUUUAGGUGUGAAUGUGAGUGUGUAUUUAAUUCCCAUCCCAAUGUGCGUGUGCCUUUUUCCUGAGGGCUGCUAAAGUUAAGUUGUGCAUUGUUGUGUUCACACCACUGAGAAGUUUAAUAAUAUGCAGUCCAACAGCUUUGCAUACUUAGCUUCGAUUAGUGUUAUAAGAAGUUAGCAUUUUGUGUGCUGAUUUCUUGUCACUGUCAUUGUAUUUGAUGAGAUAUUGAAAGGAAAUAAGGGUCAUCCCUGUUGUUGCACUUUAAAAACUAACAGUACCCAAUUUGUCUGUUGCUAUAUUGCAUCUUUUUUCACACACUGGCUUAACACUCAUGCCUAAAGUAGUUCUCAGCAAGUGUUCUUCAAUACUAACAGUAUAUUGAAGUACCUCUGUGCCACAUAAGGACCAAAUGGUCACAUAUGGUGCCAGUUGAAUGUGUUGAGAAACAAAAAUUUGUUUUAUAGGAAACAUGGUCAAUCCUACAUAUUGACUGAAGAGCAUAACGUGGUUACAGAAUAAUGAUAUAACUCUUUUGUGAAAAUUUACAGUCACUAAUGCAUUCCAAAAUUACAUUGGAAUCCUUUGAUAGCAAAUAAACAAUAUAAAUACUGUAUUCCCUGGCUACUGUUGUUACAUUACAUAUCCUAAAAUAUUUAUGGGAUACAUUUGGAUGUUUUUGUUCAACAUUCAACCACAGCUUUUUUUGUACUGAAUUUAAAAUCAGCAAUCUUGUACUAUAACCAUAUUUUCUAUGUUAACGUUGAAAAUGCUUGAAUUACCUGAUUUUCAGGCAAAUAAAAUUCCAUUCC